AAUGUUGAGAUUGUUAAACAAUAUGUCACUGUUAAAACCAUGUUAGAAGAUUUGGGUAUGGAUGAGGAUGAAGAUGAACCUGUUCCACUACCUAAUGUUAAUGCUGCUAUAUUAAAGAAGGUAAUUCAAUGGUGUAUCUUCCAUCGAGAUGACCCUCCACCACCUGAAGAUGAUGAAAACAAAGAAAAAAGAACAGAUGAUGUUUGCUCCUGGGCUGCAGAAUUUCUUAAAGUUUACCAGGGCACAUUGUUUGAGUUGACUUUGGCUGACAACUACUUAGAUAUCAAAGGCUUGCUUGAUACCUCUAGGGUGUUGAAGGACAAAGUUAUUGUCUACUUCAUUAAUGAAGGUAUGUUAGACGAGAGUCUCCUUUCUGAAGUUUUGGCACGGGAAGUGAAAAUUGUUGAUAGGGAAUUAGAGGCCAGACUAAAGUUAGAAAGAGAAGUUCAGAUGAAGAGGUUAGAAUAUGAGUUUGGUAUUAUUGGCAGUAGUUCGAGGUCAGGAGGUCCUUCUCAGUUGUAA
Molecule: messenger RNA, 522 nt
Organism: Physella acuta
Lineage: Eukaryota; Metazoa; Mollusca; Gastropoda; Physidae
Product: S-phase kinase-associated protein 1-like
Biological process (GO): ubiquitin-dependent protein catabolic process
Source: RefSeq, a predicted model, not a curated record